UCACUCAUUGUAUUUGUUGCUUAAAGCUUGCCCUCUUCCCUUAUCCUCUCUCUCUUUGCAGAGAGAAAAGCAAAGAAACAACACAGCUGCCAGCUCCCAUCAGAAGGGAAUUCCAAGCUAAACAACAUAUUGCAAGAAAGAGAAAUGGAAAGAGAAAGAGAGACCCACUAGGCCACCAAAGUCACUGAAUUGAGGGUCACCUACAGAUGUACUAGGAGAGGGGGAAAAAAAGGAAAAACAAAACAAAGAAAAGGGAAAAAAAAAAAAAGGGGGGGAGCGGGGAGGGGGCUGGGGAAGAGAAAAACAUAUAAUUCCACACAUGAUCAUGGAUGGUGAGAAUGGGAUCCGCAGGCCAAACUUUCCUCUACAGCUCCUAGAAAAGACGGAACACCAACAAGAACCGCCUUGUUCCAGCUCCGGUAACGCGGAGCCUAGCUCCAAAACAGCAUCCGUAGCACCCAAGAAGCCUCCCCCUAAGAGGACUUCAACCAAGGACAGGCACACCAAGGUGGAAGGGCGUGGCCGCCGCAUCCGCAUGCCUGCAACUUGCGCUGCUAGGGUUUUCCAGUUGACAAGAGAGCUUGGUCACAAAUCAGAUGGUGAAACCAUCGAGUGGCUGCUUCAACAAGCCGAGCCCGCGGUCAUUGCUGCAACGGGGACAGGUACUAUUCCUGCAAACUUUACGUCCCUCAAUAUUUCACUCAGGAGUUCGGGUUCCAGCAUGUCGGCUUCUCACUUGAGAAACACUUACUUCAACCCAAAUUUUCCUACGCAACAAUUGAGGAUGAGAAGCGAGUGGGAGAGGAACGUGCUUGACGACUCACCAGCUCAGCAACAACAUAGGAGGAUUUUAUUUCCGGGUGUUGCUUUAUCAUCAGACGAUUCAUUAAACUUUCCUAGUAGUAGUAGUACGAACGCUUUCUUGCAAGCUAAGCAAGAGUUGCGGGACACUAGCGUGAAUGUGGCGGAGGAGGCGGAUACUAGUAUGGGGAAGAAGAGAAGGCCUGAUCAGCAUCAAGACUUGUCACAGAAUCAGGUGGGGAGUUACUUGUUACAAUCGACUACAGGUUCAAUUCCGGCCAGUCAUAAUCCGAAUCCGGCAACAUUUUGGAUGGUGACCAAUCCUAGCAACCAAGUCAUCAGCGGGAGUGGCGCUGGGGAUCCCAUGUGGACAUUUCCUUCAGCUAGUAAUACUAACAUGUAUAGGGGCACUAUGUCUAGCGGGGUGCAUUUCAUGAAUUUCGCUACUCCAAUGGCUCUCCUGCCUGGACAACAAUUUGGUUCAGGAAUUGGUGCCGGCGGUUCAGUUACCGACAGUCAUUUAGGCGUGCUCGCGGCACUGAACGCAUAUAGGCCGAUUCCAGGCAGCAACGUUUCUGACUCUCCGGCCCGCGGAUCACAUCAACACCAUGGUGGAGGAGAUAGGCACGAUUAAACAAGCUAGUCCCGUCCGCCAUGCCCUUGGAGCAAAAAUUUUACAAGUGUAUGGCUUGAUCAUGCUUUAAUUCUUUUUCCACUUAUUUUUAGUAGUACAUAUAUUUCCAAUUUGCAACACAGGCAGCAAAGUUUGAAUGCUAUUGAAGUUGAGUGUGAUAUAUUCGAUUU
Molecule: messenger RNA, 1605 nt
Organism: Theobroma cacao (cacao)
Lineage: Eukaryota; Viridiplantae; Streptophyta; Magnoliopsida; Malvales; Malvaceae
Product: transcription factor TCP15-like
Cellular component (GO): nucleus
Molecular function (GO): sequence-specific DNA binding; DNA-binding transcription factor activity
Source: RefSeq, a predicted model, not a curated record